AUGAAGUUUGUGAUAUUAGCUUUACUUGCCUUGGCAUCUGGACUCCAUGCCAAGAAAUUGGACCUCAAGCCAUUAGGCUUUGUCCUUUUUGGAAAGCAUGGUGAAGGUACUAAAACCUCUGUUGCAUCUGGAGCAUGCCCACUCGGAACUCUUCCCGACACUGUAUUCCUUCACAAGACCUUUGAAAAGGCAGGUCAUUUCUUCACAUGGGUUAGACCAGUACAUGGUAAGGUUGAUGAGGUGGUAUGUGGAACCCAUGCUGUUUGGAAGGCUGCUGCCGGUGAAGUACUUCUUGAUUUACACUUUGUAGGUAAAAAGGACUCUGAUAAGUUUGUCCACUUGGAACUUUUCCACCCAGCUGUAGGUUCACACCACCUAUUCCUCAAAUUCGUUGCCGAUGGUGCUCUUGCUGGUUAUCUUGGUAUGGCAGCCUUUGUAGUUGGCGUUCAUGGAUUAGUCGCCGAACUUCCUAAAGUUGAAGGUCUUCCUGCUCAUCCACUUGUCCAUGCUUUGGUUGCUCAUGCCGCUCAUGUCGCUCAUGGUGCUGCUGAUGGUCUUGGUGCUGAGGGUGCUGCACUUGUUGCCGCUUAA
Theileria annulata is the source of this 591-nucleotide messenger RNA. RefSeq lists its product as uncharacterized. NCBI's taxonomy places the organism in Eukaryota, Apicomplexa, Aconoidasida, Piroplasmida, Theileriidae. The transcript has a single exon. The coding region runs from base 1 to 591 and encodes 196 amino acids. The record is from RefSeq and is a predicted model, not a curated record.